CAGCAGUUCCUGGCGGGCGGCGUGGCGGGGGCGGUCAGCAAGACGCUGGUGGCGCCCAUGGAGCGAGUCUCCACCCUCCUCAUGACGCCCACCGCCCACCAGCGGUUCAGCGUGGCGCAGGCUGCGCAGCACGCGUGGCGGGACGGCGGGCUGGGCGGGCUGUACCGCGGCCACGCCGCCACCCUCAUCAAGAUCUUCCCCGCUUCGGCCAUCCAGUUUGCCGUCUUCAACGGCCUCAAGGACAGGAUCCUGGCGGCACGGCAGCGGCGCCAGGGGCAAGCCGCCGCCGCGGCAGCAGCAGCAGCAGCCUCCACCACCUCCCAGCAGCAGCAGCCCCAGGACCUAGCCAACCACGAGCGACUGGCUGCGGGCGCGGCCGCGGGCGCCGCCGCCGCCUGCUGCUGCUACCCGCUUGAGUCGACGCGCACCGCCAUGUCGUGCGCGGGCGGCGUGCGGGGCAGCCUGGUGCAGGUGGCGCGCGCCGUGGUCGCCUCCCACGGCCUGCCGGGCCUGUACCGCGGCUUCCGAGCCUCCCUGCUGGGAGAUGUGCUGGGGAAUGCCCUGGGCUUUACUGCCUACGAGGUUGGUGCACCUAGAGGUGGCGGCGUGCCCGCGCCGCCGCACGUGCGCGGCCUCAUCGGCGCCUGCUCCGCCGCCUGCGUGCUGACGCUGACGAUGCCGCUGGAGGUGGUGCGACGCCGCCUGCAGGUCCAGGGCCUGGCGGGACGGCCGGUGCUGUACCGCGGCACGCUCGACUGCCUGCGCCAGGUGCUGCGCAAGGAGGGGGUGGCCGGCUUCUAU
Chlorella variabilis is the source of this 801-nucleotide messenger RNA. RefSeq lists its product as hypothetical. Gene Ontology annotation, biological process: transmembrane transport. The annotation marks the transcript as partial. NCBI's taxonomy places the organism in Eukaryota, Viridiplantae, Chlorophyta, Trebouxiophyceae, Chlorellales, Chlorellaceae. The record is from RefSeq and is a predicted model, not a curated record. The transcript is spliced from 4 exons.